CUUUCACUAUUUUUUAUUGAUUUGCGAAUUUUUCAGUCCUUUCCACAAGCGAAAAAGGAAAAAAAAGAAUGGCACACACACCCUCAGAAAAUAUAGACAACUCUCGUCAGAACUUUAUGCUCAAUGCCUCGCGUGCAGCGUUCAACAUAUGUCCACAGCUAGCAGCAUACUUUGGCAACGAGUUUCAGACAUCGUCCAAGGACCAGCACAUUGGCGUCAACAUACUGCGGCACAUGUGCCAGUACUGUGGAGUUCCCCUAAUCGAUGGCCGGAGUGUAUCUCGGGUUUCCAUAGUCAGAACAGCGACUCGUGCAGGAAAGAGUAGCACCACCAAAAUGGCCAGCACAGCAAAAGUCAAGGCCAAAACUAGGUCAAAUUCCAAACGCAAACGUGCACAACAGCCUAUUCCCGCAACUCCUAUCGGCCGUCGCGUAGUCAACGUUGGAUUGAACGACACUUUGUUUGCCGGCAAGCCCAAGCCGACCGGCGAACAGCGGCUGGCUGCGUUGCGGGAUCAGAAGAACUCGGUCGAGUAUGUUUGUGGUCUCUGCGAUUCGCGGGUUGUGUAUCCUGGCGCGACAAAGUCCAACUUGCGCGCAGCCGGGCUGGAUGACGAAGCCUGCCGUGCGACGGUGAAAUUAGAAACGCUCAACCUGAACUCGCCAAAGGUUGCUCUGCCAUCUGCCAAACCAGUCAAAGCUGCCGCUUCCCUGAAAGAUACUGCUUCGAAGAAGCAGGAAUAUUUUACAUCUACUUGUAUUGUUUCCCCUGGCCCCCAAGGUGCCACUAUCAACGCCCCAAAGCCCACUGCUUUGCCUGUCAAGUUACAAGGAACACCAGCAGCACCAUCACCAUCACCAUCACCAGCAGCUGUAGUAGUGACAGCUGUCGCCCCAAAGGCAGUUGGAAAGGCUGAUAAGCCAACGGCGGCGUCAUUUGAUCCACAGGCGAUGAAGCGCAAGCGCCACAAAAGCAAUUUAAUGGCGGCUGUUGCUGCCAACAAGAAAAAGGUCGAGGCCAAAAAGGCGGCCGAUAGCGGGGCAUUUAGUCUGAACAACUUUUUGUCCAAUCUUUGAUGUUUAGCUAUUAAAAUAAAG
Messenger RNA from Kickxella alabastrina, 1097 nucleotides. RefSeq lists its product as uncharacterized. Lineage: Eukaryota; Fungi; Kickxellomycota; Kickxellomycetes; Kickxellales; Kickxellaceae. The transcript has a single exon. The coding region runs from base 69 to 1076 and encodes 335 amino acids. The record is from RefSeq and is a predicted model, not a curated record.